Rangifer tarandus platyrhynchus (Svalbard reindeer) is the source of this 480-nucleotide messenger RNA. Lineage: Eukaryota; Metazoa; Chordata; Mammalia; Artiodactyla; Cervidae. The record is from the annotation of a GenBank genome assembly.
AUGUGCCCAGUCAUCAUUGGUGCUGGCAGCAAUUUUCCACUUGUGGAGACAUCUGGAAAAGGAAAGUCAGAUGCAGAGAACCUAGACCAGGGCUCCCCUGAGCACUUUCAGAGACCUCCUGAAGGACCUGAAACGCCACCACCUGGAGCCCCUCCUAAUGGUGAAAACCUAGAAGGUGAAUCUCAGCUAGAUCCACCCCCACAGGAUGGUGAACCUCAGCAGGGACCACGUCCACAAGGUGAAGGACCUCAGCAGAGACCACGUCCACAAGGUGAUGGACCUCAGCAGAGACCACCUCCAAAAGGUGAUGGAUCUCAGCAAAGACCACCUCCACGAAAUGGUGAAUCUCUGCAGCGACUACUCCCACCAAAGCAACCUUGUCAUCAUUAUCCUCCUCCACCUUUUCCUGAGAGACAUCACAGACCACCACCCCCAAGACACAGCCCACAAAGACCUCCCCAAGGCCCACCAACCCAGUAA